This is a messenger RNA of Clunio marinus, 294 nucleotides long. NCBI's taxonomy places the organism in Eukaryota, Metazoa, Arthropoda, Insecta, Diptera, Chironomidae. The record is from the annotation of a GenBank genome assembly.
AUGAAGCUGAAGACAAUGAAAAGAGCUCGUGUGAGGCUUAUGAUGCUAAGAACUUUCGCAGUUGGAGAAGAGUCAAAUUAUACGCCCACGCAUAAACAUUUAAAUUCAGUGACAAUUCCAAUAUCGAAAUAUGACGAAGAAAGUGAAUUAAAUGAUUUAAGCAUGACAAAUAUCAGAAAGGAAGACGACGACGUUGACAACAACAACAUGAAAAAUCUUCUCAACCAGCGCAACAACAAAUGUUUAAUGUCUUUAAUGUCGCAAAGGUCUUGUUAUUCAUUGCCCAAUCAUUGA